AUGUGGAUCCUCGAGACAGAGGGAGCCUUUCUGCAAGGCAAGCGCGUAUGGCUGCGGCCCGGGAAGAGAUACCUCUUUGGUCGUUACAAGACGGAGGGUGUCCGAGAAGCAAUUCCAGCGCAAUCCAUAUCCCGAAAACACUUGGUGGUUGAAGUUUUACCGGUUAAACCCGGUGAUGGGUCGAAAACUAGGGAAAAAUCAGAGAUAGUCGUUAGCGAUCAGGGUUCGAAAUUCGGUACCAUAGUUGAUGGAGAACAAAUUAAAGGGGAUAGUAAAAGCUUGACCGGUGACGAACAUACAAUUUACGUGGGAAAAUAUCAGUAUGCCUUGCGGAUACAAUGGCAACCCGCGGUAUUAAGUUUCUCUUUCUCUUCCAAAGAGAUCAAUAAAAAUACACUAGCCCGCUUCCGCUCUCGACUCGAAAGCCUGGAUAUCAAGACCAUCGAAGACUACCUCGUCAACGUUACAACACACGUCGUCCAAACUAAGCGGAAUACUGCCAAGGGGCUACAGGCGCUUGUUAAUGGCAAAUACAUUGUGGACUACUCCUUCAUCGAUGCCCUGGACUAUGCAGCAACUCCGAGCGAUUUGGAGAAUCUAGAGAGUCUGUCUCCAUUAGAGGAUGAUUUCGACGCCGCCUGGCCUGAUGCGCGAGAGCACCUCCCACCUCCCGGGAAGGAAUCCUUCAAUGGACCUGACGAAUCAUUUGCACCGAACCCGGAUCGCCUCCAUCUCUUCGAUGAUUUUACUUUUAUUUUCUGUGAUAAGUCGCAGCAUCAAAUAUUGGAAGAACCGAUCACCAAUGGGCAUGGGAAAGCUUUGUAUUUCGAGGUGAAAGAAGGUUCCACUACUGCAGAGAUGAUUGUACAAUUCAUGAAGAACGCCGCUGGUCAAAAGGGCGUUGGGUUUGAAAGAGUUGAGGAUGGAGGAGUGGUGUUGGUACGAUUCCGGUCAAAAACUGGGAAAGAAGACUGGGUCCUACAGCUCCUCGAUGAGGUAGCACUCGCAACUGACCAGCGCGUCAUUCAACAAAACGAAUUCCUCAAUGCAAUUCUAGAGAAUGACGUCUCGAUACUGUGUCGGCGCCUACCUCAAGAGUUGGUGCCAGAUCCUACACCACCAGAGCUUACACUACCUCCUACAUCAGUGCGGCCUUCCAGCGAAGAUGUCCAAGUCGUUGCUGAUUCUCAUCCGUCUGAAGACGUGAGUCAGCCUCCCAAGAAGGCUAAGGGUUCUCGGGUGCGCAAAUAUGUCAGCAAAAUGAAAACGUUCGAUGACGGAUUCGAUAUCAACUCCAUACCAGCAUAUGCUCCAGACGUAGAGGAGUCUAUCGAGGAUGUACCACCGAUGUCGAUAGACGCCCCCUCCGAAAACCAGUCUCAACACCUAGACAGUAUCCAGGAAGAAGAGGACGUGGUCUCAAGCUUGCUACCAGGAGCUAACGCGAUGAAACGCCGGCGGGCUGAGACUUCUCAGCGGAGGUUGGAAGAUUCCAACACCCGGCCUAAACAGGAGGAGGUGCCCCGGCCCAAGCGCCAAAAACUUGACGUAUUAGAAGCAGCCCGUCAGCACCGAGAGGCGGAAGAGGAUGCCGCCCAUCAGCGACGGCAACAAGAGGACGAACUGUUACAAACGUCUCUCAGAGAUGUGGAUGUUGAGAAACUCAAGGGGCUCGCCAUUGUCGAAGAAAUGGAACUUCCGGUCAAGCCGGCCGACGGCAGCAACUGCCGGUGGGAUGAACGGUGGAAUGGCAGGAAAAACUUCAAGAAGUUCCGUCGGAAAGGUGAGUCUAGUCAACAACGACGUCGGAUCCAAACAGUCAUGGUUCCGUUGGAAGAGGUGGCGCGGAAGGACUUUGGCAUCGGAGAUCACUACUGGGUUAGCACCAGUAAAUCUACUGACCCGACCCCGCAAGAAAGCCACCGAGACCGUACUCUCAGUCAGGUGGAAAGCGAACCUUCACAAUCCCGGUCAGUGGCACGAAGUGAAUCCGAGAAGACGGCAACGCAAAGAAGUCAAAAGCGGGCACGUGAAGAGCGAGAUUCAGAUAGUGAUGAUGAGCUUCGAUUCCGGUUUCGUCGCAGGCGAUGA
Aspergillus puulaauensis is the source of this 2091-nucleotide messenger RNA. RefSeq names its product DNA damage response protein RcaA. Gene Ontology annotation, cellular component: Mre11 complex. The record is from RefSeq and is a predicted model, not a curated record. The transcript has 5 exons. Bases 1 to 2091 code for a protein of 696 amino acids. Gene Ontology annotation, molecular function: protein binding; damaged DNA binding. Gene Ontology annotation, biological process: double-strand break repair via homologous recombination; mitotic G2 DNA damage checkpoint signaling. NCBI's taxonomy places the organism in Eukaryota, Fungi, Ascomycota, Eurotiomycetes, Eurotiales, Aspergillaceae.